ACUGCUGCUUCCUGUCCUCCUCCUCUCAUUUCCUCCUAUCCCUCUCUGCUGUUGCAGCAGCCUUCCUUAAAAAGAGAAUUUCAGAGUCUGGGAGAUGUGUGCCAUGCGUGUAAGAAACGGGUGUUUGUAGUGGAGAGGCUCAGCGCGGAGGGAUUCCGCUUCCACAGGGAAUGUUUCCGCUGUCAUAUCUGCAGAGCUCCGCUGAGCCAGGGAGGACAUUCCUUCGAUUCAGAGGAAGGAAAGUUGUACUGCAAACUCCACUUUGCACAAAGGAAACCCUUAGUGAAGAAUGGGAGGACACAAAUUCUACACACGAUGUGUAAUGCCGACUCUCACAACGGGUCCAGCUGGAGUCCAGAGGGACGUGAGCAUCAUCUCCAGGAAGAGUCUCCAGGUAUCCUGUCCUCACUGAAGAGAAGCCUGCACUGGCCGCUGCAUGUGUGUGCUGUGCCUCAUCGUGUGUUUAACUGGCUGCAUGGUAAAGCGUGGGCCACAGGAGUCCACCUGAGGGAUAAUGCCGAGGAUUACGCCUUCCUGUAUGAACUGCUCAGUGUGAGUCUGCCUCUGCUCGCUGUUCUCCAUGAACAGCUCGUCCAAAUACUAUUUGGGUAG
Messenger RNA from Sinocyclocheilus rhinocerous, 612 nucleotides. RefSeq names its product protein-methionine sulfoxide oxidase MICAL2-like. NCBI's taxonomy places the organism in Eukaryota, Metazoa, Chordata, Actinopteri, Cypriniformes, Cyprinidae. The annotation marks the transcript as partial. The transcript has 5 exons. The record is from RefSeq and is a predicted model, not a curated record.